UUGUGCGCCAAUAUUUCGUCUAAAGUAAGUUUGUUGUUUUCAACAAAUUUAACUUCAGUUGUUACUUGUUUAGUGUGCAUUCGAAUGAAACGUAAGCGGAUUUUCGAACUGAAAUCAUUAAAAGUUUUUUAAGGGUGAUGGAGGCGUCACCAGACGCUCCCAGGCGCACCCGAGCUGCUUUGGCUGAAAUUCCCGCGCGUCUUGAUCGUUUGCGAGUCACACCCUUGAGACCUCUGACUAACACUCGAGAGCAGUCGCCGGCCCUUCCGCCAGGGUAUUUAAGCCCCGCGCCCUCGCCUGAUGAGUUUCUCAUCCAGCAAAGAGGUCGUAAACGGCUCCCAGUGACGUGGUCACCGGACAUCGAUUUAAAGCGAUCAGCUUUCGAAUCAACUGUCCGUACACCACCUAAAAACACUCCAGGAAGGAAUUCACCACCAAAACUCGGUGUAACAUUACGAUCCACCCCCAGAAAACGUCUUCUAUUAGGCGAUGUCGAACGAGUACCACUAACCCCUGAAAAAAUUGACUUUAGCGACAUCAGUACACCUCAAAAAUUUAAAAUCAACAGUCCAAUCAAAGUAACUCCGCCAUUAAAGCGAUCGCGUCUUGAAAAGGUUUUCGAUGGAGAAUAUAAAGGACCUUUAGACACUGCUCUGAAAGGGUUGAGUCCGACUCAACUAAUACACAUGAUAAAAAAGAUAACUUACAAACACCCCGAUAUUGAACAAGAGAUACGUAGAGAAAUGCCUGCCCCGGACUUAUCUCCUUUGGAAGAGAAGCUGUAUUAUCUAAAGUCUAACAUUUUUAAAAGUUUGCCCACAACUCGCUUGACCUCUAAAACUGACUCACCCGCAUAUUCACGGGUCGCGAUACAUCUCGCCGCUUUCAAAAAGUGUCUCGUCGAGCAAGGUAAAAUCUUGGUCGAUUCCCAACAUUGGGAAUCUGUAAUGAAAUACGUUUUUCUCGCUUGGAGUUACGCGAGAUCGACACCAGUAUGGGAUAAUCACAUCCAUAACGCGCACAGGAAACAAUGCUUUAAAGCACUCGGUAAUUUUUGUAUGACGGCCCUCAAAAAGGGUAGUUUUGAUAAAGAUUUCAUAGCUGAUGUUGAAGAUAAACUUCAAACUAUGGAAGCUGAUAGUAACGAAGUCCAAUCGUGCCUUAAAUAUAUCCGAGGACAGUUAAGAGAUCUUUAAGAAAUUGGACAAUGACAGCGUUGUGUUUUGAAGAUUAAAGCCCCCCCCCCCCUUAAAUUGCAGAAAAGAAAAAAACAGUAUCAGAUUGUUAUUU
Molecule: messenger RNA, 1290 nt
Organism: Melitaea cinxia (Glanville fritillary)
Lineage: Eukaryota; Metazoa; Arthropoda; Insecta; Lepidoptera; Nymphalidae
Product: tethering factor for nuclear proteasome sts1
Exons: 3
Coding region: 138-1196 (352 amino acids)
Biological process (GO): proteasome localization; nuclear protein quality control by the ubiquitin-proteasome system
Cellular component (GO): nucleus
Source: RefSeq, a predicted model, not a curated record